AUGAUUAAAAUGUGUGCUACCUAUGUGAUUCAAAUCAGUGGAGUCAAAUCGUUCAUAAACGAACUCAAUGAACCAGUUGGAUUAACUCUGGGUCCUCGAAAACUGACGGUCAGUUCAAACAAGCAGCUGAGCUUCCGAGGUCCUUCAAUCGUCCGAGAUGACUUUCUAACGGGAGAGCAAGACCAGUUGUUAGUUCACACGGUCGAAAAUCUGGAACCAAAUGCUGCUUUCGACGUGAAAGUAAGACCAGUCUAUGAGAAAGUGGCUGGAAGGCAAAUCAUGGAUACCGAAGCUUUGUGGGAACAGACGAGUUGUCGAACUCGAAUGCACCCUCCUGUUAACAUCACAGCACCAGUUCCAGUGGCUUUCAAGGCAGACACCAAUGAGGUCAUUGUACGUCUUCUUCGGGUCAGCGAGAACUUGGGUCCAAUCAGAAAAUACUAUCUUGUAGUUAGUAAUUAUGAUCGGGCUGGUGUCCUGAGCACUGCAAACUACGUCAACUGGCAUACCGAGCUUUUACGGAUUUCUCCCAAGGGAAAUGACGCGGAAACCCGCGUUGCCGCAGAAUUUACCCAGCUCGCUUUUGAAUCAAAUCAACUCGAAAUUCAAGUCGGUGGAAGGGGUGAGUUGGCACGUCUUCGACGAUCACUACCUGGAAAGCAGAUACACAAACUUCACCAAAUCUCACCGGAUAUGCUUAGAGAUGAACCAACAAGGCAGUCAUAUUCAGAGAUAUUGCUCUAUGAUUGCGGUUUAAAGCGAGGAAAAUGGUAUAAAGUAAGUGGGAAAAUGAUGAAUCAAGUUACUCUGACUGUUGUAAUCGUUAGCUCCCUACUAUCUUAG
Messenger RNA from Rodentolepis nana, 843 nucleotides. The record is from the annotation of a GenBank genome assembly. Lineage: Eukaryota; Metazoa; Platyhelminthes; Cestoda; Cyclophyllidea; Hymenolepididae.